This is a messenger RNA of Maniola jurtina (meadow brown), 1140 nucleotides long. It is a transcript of the gene Sec13, whose product is annotated as protein SEC13 homolog. Gene Ontology annotation, molecular function: protein binding; structural molecule activity. Bases 109 to 1050 code for a protein of 313 amino acids. The transcript has 3 exons. Gene Ontology annotation, biological process: positive regulation of TOR signaling; protein import into nucleus; COPII-coated vesicle budding. The record is from RefSeq and is a predicted model, not a curated record. Gene Ontology annotation, cellular component: COPII vesicle coat; nuclear pore outer ring. NCBI's taxonomy places the organism in Eukaryota, Metazoa, Arthropoda, Insecta, Lepidoptera, Nymphalidae.
UUUGGUAACAUUGCCUUCCACGUCAACUUUUUUGACAUUACAAAAAGUAAUCGAAAAAUAACAAGUGUUUUGUAUUUUGCAAAUUUUUUAAAAGAAAAAUUAUUAAAAAUGAUUAGUGUGUUAAAUACUAUCGAUACAGGACACGAGGAUAUGAUACAUGAUGCAGAAUUAGAUUACUACGGAUUGAGGUUAGCGACGUGUUCGUCUGAUAACUCGGUGAAAAUUUACGAUAUCAAGAGUGGUACACAAACCCUUGCCGCCGACUUGAAAGGGCACUUUGGGCCUGUGUGGCAAGUAGCAUGGGCGCAUCCUAAGUUCGGCAAUCUGUUAGCGUCCUGCUCUUAUGAUAGGAAAGUUAUCAUAUGGAAAGAAUCAGGGGAGUGGAGUAAACUUUACGAAUACUCUGGGCAUGAAAGUUCCGUUAAUGCAGUUGCAUGGGCGCCGGCUGAAUAUGGUUUGAUACUCGCCUGUUGCAGCUCCGAUGGCUCAAUUUCCAUAAUAAGCUAUAACCAAGACAGUGGUACCUGGGAUGUGAAGAAAAUACCAGGUGCUCAUGCUAUUGGAGUAAACUCUAUCAGUUGGUGCCCAGCAAUAUCUGCAGAUCUAAGCUUAGAUCCCUUAACUAAUAAAGAAGCACCCAAGAGAUUAGUAUCUGGUGGAUGUGAUAAUUUAAUAAAGAUAUGGAAAGAGCAAGGUGAACAAUGGAUAGAAGAGAAACGCUUGGAUAUGCACAUGGACUGGAUCAGAGAUGUAGCCUGGGCUCCUUCACUGGGCUUACAGCGUUCCAUGAUAGCUAGCUGUUCCCAGGACAAAAGAGUAGUAAUCUGGUCUAGCGAUGACAAUGUAUCAUGGUCACCUACUAUAUUGAACACAUUUGAUGAUGUUGUGUGGAGUGUCAGCUGGUCGUUGACUGGCAAUAUCUUAGCAGUGUCGGGCGGAGAUAAUAAAGUGAGUCUCUGGAGAGAAAAUGCAGACGGACAAUGGUUAUGUAUAAGCGAGGUCGCCAAGGGGUUGGGACAGACUACCAAUGAUGAAAGAAGCACUCUAUAACUUCAUUUAAUUUCCAUUUACUAUGCUAUGCUAAAUUUUGUUUAUGUUCUCUUGUAACUAUUAAUGUAAUAUAAUUAUUGAUUAUACCUA